AUGGCACAUUCCAAGUUAGACUUUAGUGCUUCAUCUACACGUGAUUCUAAUGAAGUUCAGGAAAUGUUUUGUGAACAUUGUGAUAAACAAGACAAGCAAUGUGUUCCUGCUGAAGGAUUUUGUGAGGAAUGUUUCGAGUACAUGUGUGGAACUUGUCUAAAAUACCAUAAAUUAUACAUGAAAUCCCAUAACAUCAAAGAUAAGGAUAACAUGCCACAGGAUUUCUACCUACAGAAAUGUUCCAUUCAUCAAGAUGAAUUGAUCAAGUUCUAUUGUCAAGCUUGUAAGAAAUUUGCCUGUACUAAAUGCAAGACACAAAACCAUGGGAGCUGUAGUAUGGUCAAUCAUUUGCCAGUUCUUGUUCAAGGAAAUGAGAAUAACCAACAAAUGAAAGAACUCACUGAAAAUCUUGAUAAGUUAAUGAAAGAUUUGGAAAAUACAGAAAAACAUGUCAACAUAAACAUGAAGAAUGUCACAUCACAAGAAACAAUGGUAUUAGAUACAGUCAUGAAAAAGAAAAAAGAAAUGCUGUCAGCAUUUAAAAAACAUCAAAAAGAAAUAAUUCAAGACGUUGAAAAGAAAUUUGAAGAAACCUUAAAAAGACUUGAACAAGAGAAAAAAGGAAAAAUUGAAAAAUUACGAGAAAAUCAAAGGAAAUUAGAGAAGGUAUUAAAUGAUGAGGAAUAUGAAAUUAAGAAGAAAAUUGAAAUGAUAAUAAAGAUUGACAAGACAAUUUUGCAGAAAAUCUCUGAAGAAACUUCAAAAAUGAAAACAAAACUAAAAGUCAUAUCUACAAAGCUGGUGCAUCACCAAAAUACAGAUCAAAGAUUUCAACUACUAGUUGCUAUGAAGAAUGGGCAAGGAAUCAUUGAACAAUUGAAAUCAGAUGCAAAUGAACUGCGUAAAAACAAUUCAAUUCAUUAUUACAAAGUAGAAUGCAAAGGUUUUGAACAAAAUAGAGCUAUCAUUCAAGACCGUGGCAAAUUUUUCUCUUUUCAAGAAAUACACGAGUCUGAAGCACAAAAAACUGCUAGAUAUAACAAAGAAAUUGAAUUCAGAUGCCAGCUGUUCUCACCUCUUACCAGUCCUGCACUGCAAUUUGCCAAUCUCGCAACUGGCGGAAAAAUAUUUAAAAGUGGCGAAAAAAUAAAUAAAUAAGAAAGCAUAUUUUUCUGAUAUAUUUUUAAAAACAAAUUACCCUUAUAGAUCUCUGAUUGAUAAAUCCUUAUAAAGGUUGUAAACAGUGUGACUGCUUGCGGCUUUUACAUGUCAAUAUGACCUUACUGUCGUCAAUUCGGCUGGGAGUUUUACUCGCUGAAAUUGCACAUCAUAAUUGAAAGUUUUGUAUUAGGCUCCUGGAUUAAUUCAACAUUGGAAAACAAUGUUAAAAUAUCUCAAAAGUAUUUACUUCCACACAAUAAAAUGUUGAACAACCAAAAUUGUGAAUAUUCCUGCAGAUAAAAAUAUUCAAUUGUCACAAACUCGAGAUGAUGAUCUUUUUUAAUAAUUACUAAAAUACGAUAAGAAGCUUAGUUCUGUUUAAAAAUCUUUUAUUUAUAAUU
Molecule: messenger RNA, 1562 nt
Organism: Ruditapes philippinarum (Manila clam)
Lineage: Eukaryota; Metazoa; Mollusca; Bivalvia; Venerida; Veneridae
Product: E3 ubiquitin-protein ligase TRIM33-like
Exons: 1
Coding region: 1-1158 (385 amino acids)
Molecular function (GO): zinc ion binding
Source: RefSeq, a predicted model, not a curated record